Myxocyprinus asiaticus (Chinese sucker) is the source of this 4939-nucleotide messenger RNA. Its product is annotated as alpha-actinin-2-like. NCBI's taxonomy places the organism in Eukaryota, Metazoa, Chordata, Actinopteri, Cypriniformes, Catostomidae. The coding region runs from base 205 to 2901 and encodes 898 amino acids. The transcript has 21 exons. Gene Ontology annotation, cellular component: cell junction; cell projection; cortical actin cytoskeleton. The record is from RefSeq and is a predicted model, not a curated record. Gene Ontology annotation, molecular function: actin filament binding; calcium ion binding. Gene Ontology annotation, biological process: muscle cell development; actin cytoskeleton organization.
CUCUUGACCAGGAAAGGAGCACUGGGCAGCAGAAGUUCUGCUCGCACCUCCACACGGGCACCUCGGACAAGUGGAGUCUGGCCUCUUCCUCCACGGUCAUACACAUACACACAGAGUCCACUAACCCACGGACGGGAUUUAGAGUUCCUAAGGCGCAAGGCGCAUAACUUUUAAUUUUAAGAGUUAGAGGGAUAAGUGAAAAAGAUGACGGCUGUUGUUGAGACGCAGAUGCAGUAUAACACCACCUACAUGAUGUCUACUACAGAAGACUACAUGACUCAAGAGGAAGACUGGGACAGGGACCAUCUGUUGGACCCUGCCUGGGAGAAACAGCAGAGGAAGACAUUCACGGCGUGGUGUAACUCUCAUCUGCGCAAAGCAGGGACUCAGAUCGAGAACAUUGAAGAAGAUUUCAGGAAUGGCCUCAAACUCAUGCUGCUGCUUGAGGUCAUCUCAGGUGAGAGACUGCCCAAACCUGACAAAGGAAAGAUGCGUUUCCACAAGAUUGCCAACGUCAACAAGGCUCUGGACUACAUCUGCAGCAAAGGGGUCAAACUGGUAUCCAUUGGUGCCGAAGAGAUUGUUGAUGGUAACGUGAAAAUGACUCUAGGAAUGAUCUGGACCAUCAUUCUUCGUUUCGCUAUCCAAGACAUUUCUGUAGAGGAGACCUCUGCUAAAGAGGGUCUUUUGCUGUGGUGUCAGAGGAAGACCGCCCCCUACAGGAACGUUAACGUACAGAACUUCCACAUCAGCUGGAAGGAUGGCCUUGCUCUGUGUGCCCUCAUCCACAGACACAGACCAGACCUCAUUGACUACUCUAAACUCAGAAAGGAUGACCCUAUUGGAAAUCUGAACACUGCAUUUGAGGUGGCAGAGAAAUAUCUGGAUAUCCCUAAAAUGCUUGACGCUGAAGAUAUUGUUAACACCCCUAAACCUGACGAGAAAGCCAUCAUGACCUAUGUGUCCUGCUUUUAUCAUGCCUUUGCGGGAGCAGAACAGGCUGAGACAGCUGCUAACAGAAUCUGUAAGGUUCUGGCUGUAAAUCAGGAGAAUGAACGGCUAAUGGAAGAGUAUGAGAAACUGGCCAGUGAGUUGUUGGAAUGGAUCCGUCGUACUAUCCCGUGGCUGGAGAACCGCACAGCAGAACAGACCAUGCGUGCCAUGCAGCAGAAGCUGGAGGAUUUCCGGGACUACAGGCGCGUCCACAAGCCUCCCCGUGUUCAGGAAAAAUGCCAGCUGGAGAUCAACUUCAACACCCUGCAGACGAAACUCCGUUUGAGCAACCGCCCCGCCUUUAUGCCCUCUGAGGGGAAGAUGGUGUCGGACAUUGCUAAUGCAUGGAAAGGUCUGGAGCAGGUGGAGAAGGGUUAUGAGGAAUGGCUGCUCACUGAGAUCCGCCGUCUGGAGAGACUCGAUCAUCUGGCAGAAAAGUUCAAACAAAAAUGUGGCCUGCAUGAGGCCUGGACUGCAGGGAAGGAGCACUUGCUGUCUCAGAAGGACUAUGAGACGGCCUCUCUGAUGGAGAUCCGAGCUCUAAUGAGGAAACAUGAGGCAUUUGAAAGUGACCUGGCUGCUCACCAGGACAGAGUGGAGCAGAUUGCAGCUAUUGCUCAGGAGCUGAAUGAGUUAGACUAUCAUGAUGCUGCUACAGUGAAUGCCCGCUGCCAAGGGAUCUGUGACCAGUGGGACAACUUGGGAACCCUGACCCAGAAGAGGAGAGAUGCCCUUGAGCGUGUAGAGAAGCUUUGGGAGACGAUUGAUCAGCUGUACCUGGAGUUCGCUAAGAGAGCAGCGCCCUUCAACAACUGGAUGGAUGGAGCCAUGGAGGAUCUGCAGGACAUGUUCAUCGUACACUGUAUUGAGGAAAUUCAGAGUCUGAUCACAGCUCACGAUCAAUUCAAGGCCACUCUACCAGAGGCUGAUAAGGAGCGCAUGGCCAUCAUGGGUAUCCAGAAUGAGAUCAUGAAGAUUGCUCAGACUUACGGCAUCAAACUGGUUGGAGUCAAUCCAUACACCGUCCUCAGCCCACAGGACAUCACCAACAAAUGGGAGGCUGUGAAGCAGCUGGUUCCCCUGAGAGACCAGAUGCUACAGGAGGAGGUUGCCAGGCAACAGGCCAAUGAGAGGCUGAGGCGCUCCUUUGCUGCUCAGGCCAACAUCAUCGGUCCUUGGAUUCAAACCAAGAUGGAGGAGAUUGGUCAUGUGUCAGUGGACAUCACCGGUUCUCUGGAGGAGCAGAUGAAUAAUCUGAAACAAUAUGAGCAGAACAUCAUUAACUACAAAUCCAACAUUGACAAACUGGAGGGAGAUCACCAGCUCAUCCAGGAGGCACUCAUCUUUGACAACAAACAUACUAAUUACACUAUGGAGCACAUCCGUGUGGGUUGGGAGCAGCUGCUCACCACCAUUGCUCGCACCAUCAACGAGGUGGAGAACCAGAUCUUAACCCGCGAUGCCAAAGGCAUCAGCCAGGAGCAGCUCAAUGAGUUCAGAGCCUCCUUCAACCACUUCGACAGGAAGAGAAACGGCAUGAUGGACCCAGAUGAUUUCCGUGCAUGUCUCAUCUCUAUGGGCUAUGAUCUGGGUGAGGUGGAGUUUGCCCGCAUCAUGACCCUGGUGGACCCCAACAACACGGGCGUGGUCACCUUCCAGGCCUUCAUCGACUUCAUGACACGUGAGACCGCUGAAACUGACACUGCUGAACAGGUCAUGGCCUCCUUCAAGAUUCUGGCUUCUGACAAGCCCUACAUCACUGUGGAAGAGCUUCGUCGUGAACUUCCACCUGAACAAGCCGAGUACUGCAUCAGCCGCAUGACCAAGUACGUCAGCCCCGAUGGGCCUCCUGGAGCCCUGGAUUACAUCUCCUUCUCCAGCGCCCUCUAUGGAGAGAGUGAUUUAUAAACGCUCCAAAUGUCUUGCUUUCGCCCCUUCUUUCUUUUUAUCUUUUCCUUACCUCUCCUCUCAGAUUUUACAAGCCCCCAAAUUUAACGCUCAAUCUGAGAGAGCGAGUUAACAAUAUUGUGCCUCUCUUCCUCUUUUUUUCUGCCCUCUUUCUUUUUUCUUUAUCUCUUUUUUCUUCUUCUCACACAGCUACACAAAAUUAAACGUUGUGUACUCACUUUAAAGGAACAGUUCACCCAAAAAAACAAACAAAAAAAAGCCUCAGUCACCAUUCACUUUCCUUACAUCUUUCCCCCCAUACAAUAAAAGUGAAUGGUGACUGAGGCUAACAUUCUGUCUAACAUCUCGGAAUAAUCACGGAAGUCAUAUGGGUUUAGAACAACAAAAGGGUGAGUAAAUGAUCAGUCAUUUUUGUGCGAACUAUUCCUUUAAAGUCUUAUGUGUCUUAGAUCCUCCCUAUAAAGGGAGGGAUUUGCAAUGAGGACAUUUAAUCCCAGAGUCACUCAAAUUAAGCCUAAUUUUGAUGUUAGGUACGUGUAUCUCCAAAAAUCUGCCCAAAUACAUCCCAUAUGAUGGGUUUACAAUGCUAAGAGCAUGAUGACCCUCCCCCUUCUCUUUGCCUAAAAAAACAGUCUAUGUCAUAAAAGAUAUAUUAAAAAGUUUGUUGGUUGAUGAGCGCUUGUGAAGAUUCAUGCUGUUUAUUUUACAGAUGUUUAUAUGUGAGAGCCGCCCCCCCCCCCCCACCCCCACACACACACACAUUAGAUCUGUUCUGUAUUGUAAGACCCCAAAAAGCACUACUGCUGUCCAGUGUCUUCUUCAUAUGAAACUGUGAGAACAACUUUAAAGUAUCUACACAGAACGUUCUUUCCCCCUUCCACUGAUUUUGUGACAUAGUUCAAAUCUUUGUUUUGUUGUCAUAUUUUAUCCCUUAAUAUUGUUUAUGUAUGUAUGUCUUAGUUAUUGUGGUGUUCAGAGGUAAAUUCAAUAUGUGUUUUUCUUUUAUUUGAACAAUUUUUGUCAAAAAGUAUCAAUUGGAGCCAGUAAAUGAACUUUAAGAUUACGGUAAAAAGAGGUUCAUGUUUUUGAUGCUGACAGGAAUGGUUUCUACUAGCCCAAGAGUUGAUUGAAAAUAAAGUUUGCCUUUAAUCCAUGUGAGCUAGAAUGAUAUUGCCAAAAUGUAUUAGUGAAAGCCGGGGAUGUAUAAGACGGAUUCAUUAAAUGAAAAUCUGGAUGUUCCUGUCUCUGUGGUGAACCAUUUCUCUCCUUUCAUCCACAUGCACACUAGAAUGUCCUGUACCAUGAUUUUAAGACUCUUAUUAUAUACACAAAUCUGUAACUUAAAGUGAUAGUUCACCCACAACUUUGUCAUCAUUUAAUCAUUCUCCUGUUGUUCAAAAACCAGAUGACAUUCUAAUGUAAAUUACAAAAUGAAAUGUUUAACAGAAUUUUCACACUAUUGUUUUUCAUACAAUGAAAGUAACUGGGACUUGGGGAAUCAAGCUCCAAAAAUGCCAUACAUACAAUUUGUACACUAUAUUCCAGGUCUUCUGAAGCCAUCUUAGGAACAUAAUGAAAUUCAAGUCAUUAAAAAUCUUUCACUCCAGUGUAACUCUUAAAUCUCAUUUGCAAAUGUGUAUAUUCAAUCUUGGUAUGUUAAGACAUCAUUGGUACUUGUGUGUCUUGUGACCGAAGCAAUUCAGUUUAAGGUGAGCUAUGCCUUUAAGAGGUAAACGUGUCAUAGACAGACAGAGACCUAACAGUUUUUUUCAGGAUUAAAGAUUUGGUCUAGUAUUUAUUAGCGAUGCUCAAAUAAUGAAAUCAUUUGUUGAUUUUUACCCAUAAUGCUGUACUGUUGUGACCCACUUUUGAGUUAUUUUGUUGUUUUCUGGGUAAAUGACUUUCAUGCACCUCACUGUGAGUCUCUCUCCCUGGAUACCCCCCCUGCCCUAUGGGUCUCCAUCAUUAUCCCUUUAAUUUCCAAACACAGAAUUAAUCAAUAAACAGAAAUACCCAGAAUAAAACAUCUUAAAUUGUA